Nasonia vitripennis (jewel wasp) is the source of this 5090-nucleotide messenger RNA. Its product is annotated as peroxidasin-like. Gene Ontology annotation, biological process: synapse organization. Gene Ontology annotation, cellular component: neuron projection membrane. NCBI's taxonomy places the organism in Eukaryota, Metazoa, Arthropoda, Insecta, Hymenoptera, Pteromalidae. The transcript has 5 exons. The coding region runs from base 1444 to 2343 and encodes 299 amino acids. The record is from RefSeq and is a predicted model, not a curated record.
GGGAAAAUCUGCCACAGAAUCAAGACGUGGCACCGCGCCACCGGGGCUGAAAUAUAUAUAUAUAUAUAUAUAUAUAUACACAUACAUAUAUACGUCUGCAUAUAUAUAUAUAUAUAUAUAUAUAUAUAUAUAUACAUAUGUGCAUACAUACAUAGCUACAUAGGCACGUAUACGCUAUGUCUCGUGCCGAGGCUCAGCUGGAUCCGCUCGGCUAAUCGUGUAACCUGUGUGACUCUGUAGUUGGUGCAUCUCCUUUGCGUUGGAUCAACCUGAUGCUGAGUUUUAAGGAUAAAAAUUUCAUGGCUACUUGCCAAUGUGUUUUGCAAUUUGUUUCGUCAUAUUUUGAGUGAAAAGAAGGAUAUAUUAUUUUGCGUUAUUUCGUUUGCUUUGGAAACUACUAUAAACGAAGUAUAUAAGUGCGCUCAGAAACUGGCGAAUGUUAAGCCGGCGACAGGGAAGAUUUAUCCGUUAUUACGGUUGAGCAAUUUCACAGUGUUAACGAGAGUUGGAAUGCGUGGCUUGGUAGGCUACCGCAAGAGGAUUUCCAAGUGCUGCUGCAAAGGAAUUCAGGCAUGUGGCCGUAAAGCCUUGACUUCGUUCAAACGCGCACAAAGUGUCCUCUCUUGGAGUUGAAAAUUCCCACUGCGGCAAAAUCUCCAUGACAAAGUAAGCAGGUGGAUAGGAAGAAGUUCGAAAGCAAGAAAAGGCCGAUUCCUGAAAACUUCAACGGUCCUGCGGGACGACGACGUACACACACGCAUAUCUGUUUGUCCCGCAGUGGCUAGGGGAGACGCGCUUGAGAAGCAGUAACAUUCUACUUUUGCCAGCGGCAACGGCAUCAGUAGAAAAGUAUUUUCCAAGAAAUACGCUACCAGAAAGUUGUACCAGUCAAGCGAGUAUCGCGUGGUCCCGCCAAUCUCACGCGCUGCUGCUUUGCAUUGUCACAAGUUUCCAUGGAACAGGACCUGCAGAUCAGCCUCGGGCUCUUUUCCGACAUCGUCAAAGUUUUGUAUGCCACAACAGCUAUAAGAUAUUCGGAAGAUUAAGAAAUCAAAUAACACAAAGAAAGCUCGUCAUACGUGGCAUGGAUCUGAAAACGUACUGGUUGAUCAGUUCGUGGGGCAACGGGUCGGUCAGUGUCCAAAUAUCGUUAAAGACAACGAAGAGGUCAUUCUAGUGAGCUCUAUUGCGUUGGAAACUCUGUCCGGCGGGUUUGGAAUUCACCAAUCCCUAGAAGAUUACUUGUGUAAAUUCAGGUGUUUCAACGAGAAACGAACGAUCAGGUCGGGGUUUCCUGUGUGCUUUUGCCGAUAACUACAGUUGGGUUUUGUGCACAUGCAGUUAAAGACGUCGUGUUUGGAAAAUCGCAAAUAUGACGUGUUGUAGCCGUGAAGUGCACUGAUGAUUUGAUUUAAAAAGUGGACGUGAAUAUCAACAACGGAAAUGGCUCUGAGAUGGCAGGCGAAGCUCUCCAUUGCUGCCAUACUCUUCAUAUGCACCGAAGACACGUUGAGCCUGGGUGACCGACCGAUGGAUACAGCGGAGCGGCAUUCGAGUGCGAGCAGAUCGCGACAGCAGUUGCUCGAUACUACGGCCAGUCAAAAGUCAAAACUCGAGCCAGGCUUCGACCUAUUACAGCCGACGAAUGUGACCGCUCUUGUUGGCAAGACGGCCUAUCUCACGUGCAGAGUUCACAAUCUCGGUGACAAGACGGUAUCCUGGGUGAGACAUCGGGACAUACACAUUCUAACUGCUGGAGCAUACACAUAUACAAGUGACCAGCGGUUUCAAGCAUUACAUAAGCCGAAUACUGGGUCGAACAAUGAAUGGUCAGAAUGGACUCUAUGCAUUAAAUGGGCUCAAGAAAGAGAUGAGGGUAUCUAUGAAUGUCAAAUUUCAACGAGCCCUCUGAAAUCUCAUCAAUAUCACUUAGAUGUCGUUGUGCCUACAGCGACGAUACUAGGUGGACCAGAGCUUUACGUCGGCGCGGGCAGCACGAUAAACCUGACGUGUGCUAUCCACUUCAGUUGGGAGCCACCGGCUUUUAUCUUUUGGUACUACAACGGAGCCGUGAUGAGCUACGACAGUCCCAGGGGCGGCGUGUCCGUGAUAACUGAGAAGGGCAACGACGUCACGACCUCUUGGCUUCUCAUACAGGCUGCCCAGCCUUCGGACUCCGGGGAGUACAGAUGCAAGCCGAGCAAUGCCAACAUGUCCUCCAUCAGGGUGCAUGUUCUCAACGGUGAACGUCCGGAGGCCAUGCAAACGGGUACUGCGGGUCCUACACUAUCCUCGAGCUGUCUUUUGGUGUCCCUUAUCAUUUUGUACAUAUCCUAUGUGUAAAGCGUACUACCCUUCAAAUGCAGAAAUAGAUACUGCAUACAAUGAGAAGAAAAGGAAUAACAAGGCAUAAAAGAAAUUAAGAUAAGAAAAUGUAACGAAAAUAUAACUGCGCAUACGGACACAGAAGACGGUUUGACGACGAAGGGAUGCUUUUGUUGCCCGAUUGUCGAUAUCAUGACUUAAAAAGCUAACAGAAAACAAAGCAUUUGUAAAAAUACGUAAAACGUAACAUUUUGUGCGCAUUCAUAAACUGCUAUCCGGUAUACAAACGCGCGCAUUCGAGGUUCCAUAGGGAAGAAGUGCGACGAUAAUCCGAGUAAUCCGAGCUGUUGCCCACCAAGCCGUUUUGAGAUACAUAGAUUCCACGACGAAGCAGCAGAGGUUGCCGUGGUAGCAGAAGAAACAGGGGCUUUGAACGCAUAAAUGCUUGAACCAACCUUUUUUACGAUUUUACGUCGAUGCUGUCGCUGCCUUCCUGCUGUGCGCCCUACUCACCCUCAAAAGAAAUAUCGAGAGAGAAGAUCUGUAUUUGAUACUAUUGGCCUUUUCUCACUGUCGUGUGCUCUCUAUCUGAAAAACGUAAAGAAUAACUGCAGUUCGUAUAACAGAAACUAAAUCGUGACUAGCUUGGACAAGAGGCCCUUAAAACUCAUACUUCCAAAUUGCCGUGGUGCGACGAAAUGAAAUCUUGAAAUGCCUUUUCGUAUCAAAUAUUCUCUUUCCUUUAGUCAAUCCCUGUAGUAUUAAAACUCUGUAUAAUUCAAAUAUAAGCUCGUUGCCACGCAUACAAACAAUAGACACAUAUACAUACACGCACGGCAGGAAGGGAGAAGAGAGUUCAAGUGAAAUGUGUUUGGGGCCUUUAUGUGGUAUGGAUUUGAAUUCUGAUGGAUAUCUUUAAUCUAAUGUAUGUGAGUAUUUUAACAUUAUAUAUUUUUUUUUAGAUUAAUUACAUAGAAACUCUUUCAUAUGAUUUGGAUGUCAAGAUUUUAGACAGUUAUAUCGGCAUAAAAUGUGCCCUGUUGAUUUUUCAAAAAUUUAAAUUAAAGUAAAAAUAACAAUUAACGCUAUUAUUGCUAUUUGGAAUCUUAAACAACAAUAGAAAUUGACUCAGAAAAAUCAUAUCUCGAAAUCAAUUUAGCUUAAAACGUUUAAAUACUUCUAUUUAAUUUCCAAUGUUUAUCUUUUCAUAUUUAUUGGUUUACUAAUGUUUUGAUUUGCAGUAUUCAGUAUAAAUUGCAGGUAAAAAUUUAAGUUUAUUUGUUAAGAUUUUCAUGAAUGAACUUGAAAAAUGUGAGGUGUCUUCAACGUAGGUGUUUGUAAUGCGCAAGUUAUCGACAAAUUAUGAUUUUUCUUCAGAGUAAUACAAACUAUGUGCAAUCAAUUUUUUUAUCUUUGUCCCUAUAUGAUAUGAGUAAUCAUUUGCUUAUAUUUCAAUUGUAAAUAAUUUACAUUUUCUGAGACUAAAUUGUUACAUUAUAACAAUCUUGUUAGACUGAAUAUAAUAACUAAUUUAAAAAGUGUAACUUUAUAUACGACGAUGAGUUAUAUGUAAUCAUCCAAGAUCGUUUGACUCAAAGUGAAUAAAUUGUUGAUAUAUGUAAAUAAAACCUUUAUUAGUAGGUGUAAAAUAUUUUAGUUAAAUUUAUUAUCAUGUCUGAAUUGCUUUGCUAGUCUAAUCCAAGUCAGAUAUUACAAUUUUUGUUUAAAUUAUUAUGUAUACCUAAUGAUAUAAAGUUCAUUAAAUAAGCACUAACAAAAAUUUUCAUUCCAACCAUAUGCCAAAAAUAAUGUUUUUUAUUAAAAAUAAUUAACUUGGAGAAUGAUAACUUCAUAACUCUAUGCAACUUUCCAAGUUUUUUUCGUAAUCUGUAUAGACGUGAGUUAUGAAGUUAAUAGGAUGAAAUUUCUAUACUGAGAGAUUGCGUUUACGUCGUUAAUGUUUCUAGACAUUAAAAUAAAGUCGACUUUAAAAGAGUCCUGUUCUUUUUUCAUUGACUCCAGAAAGAGCUUCGAAUAUACAUGGAUGCGUUUAAAUUGUAAAUAUGUUGUGAUGAUACUAAAAUUGAAUUUAGUAUUCAAACAAUCGGUUUGACAAAAAUGUACUUUGUCAAACAAAAUUUAGAUAGCAAUGACUUAUGUUAGUUCUCAUUAUAAGGUAUGUAAAUAUAUUUUUGUUUCUAAGACAAAAAAUAUAUAGAUAUAUAAUAUGAAAACGCUAACUAAAAUAUAUCUGUAAUAAUUAAACGACUUUACUUUGAAACUUACACCACAUAACUUGUUUUCUACGAUAUGUUUCUUCGUAAUUAAGUAAUUUAUAAUUUGUGAAAAUGUAUGAUGAAUUUUUAUAUUGUAACUCCACAAUAAUAAAUGUUGGUGUUUCUACAUUUUGAGUUAACGACUUCUUUGAGCAAAAAAUUGUUGAAGAAAUAUUUGAUGAUUGUUUUUGAAAAAAAUCUGCGAUGUAUUUGAAAUAAUACUAUAAAAGGCUAAUGAUAACGAACGUUUAUGUGAAAUGAAUGUACAUUAUAUAUAAUUAUAAUAGAACUCAUGGUUUCUUUACAAUAGCAAGUAGUGUGAUAAAACCAAAAUAACAUAUGGUAUUAAAACAAUAUCAUUCUGACGCAUUUAAAGAUAAUGUUAUAAUUUAUUGAUUCGAUUACAUUAAUCAACGAAUGAAACUAAUAUGUGUUUAUUUCAUAAGCAUUGCACAACAAUAUACACGAAUAAACGAUUUUACAAAAAUA